Molecule: messenger RNA, 1368 nt
Organism: Aquila chrysaetos chrysaetos
Lineage: Eukaryota; Metazoa; Chordata; Aves; Accipitriformes; Accipitridae
Gene: ZC3H11D
Product: chromosome 26 C12orf50 homolog
Exons: 10
Coding region: 1-1116 (371 amino acids)
Source: RefSeq, a predicted model, not a curated record
AUGACGCUAAUAUCUGUAAACUUUAAUAAGGCAGAGGUACAGAAAAAUAAUUUUAAUAUCUGUUUUCUCCUGCAGCGGAAGUACAGCAACGUCCCCUGUUUCUGGGAAACACAACCCGUAGGCUGUGUGAGGUUCAACUGUGCCUUCCAUCAUAGCAAACCUCGUAAUAUAAAUGGACUUUUUUUGCCACCUACCAACAGUGCCCCACUGCAACAGGGUGUCCAAGGAGGGAUUCUGCAUCCAGCACAUCGUCAAGAAUUACUCAGAAAUCAAAAGAAUAUUGUACUACCAAUUCAUCCUCCAGUGAUUAUAAACAUCAACGACGAUGACGAUGAUGAAGAGGACGAUGAAGAGGAAGAGAAUCGUGUUCCUGAGUGGGUGCCUAGGACUGCUGCAGAUCUUGAAGAGGAAAGAGCAAUAAAAGAAAUAUGCUAUAAGUCUGGAGAGUAUUACGGGAUUCAGUACCCCCACGAACACCAACCAACAAAAACUGUGUCUGCACCUCGGGAAAAUGAGCUAUUGCCCUUGGAAGCUACUGAGCAACACUUGCAGAAAGAAACCAACCACACUGAGCUGGUAAAGAGCCAUCACUAUCAAGAAGUAAAGGAAGAGAAAGGGAUACCUGAGGAGCCAAGAAAUUCACCUAAUACAGGAACAGGCAAAGGAAUUCACACUUCAGACCCCAAAGUCAAACCAAGGUACCAACAAAGGCGUCAAAUGAAGGAUGAUCGAACUGCUUCUUCUUAUAUUCCUUAUGAGAGAGAAACUGGAAGAAAGACUUACUUUAAUUCUUCAGAACCUCGAAGAUCAGCAUAUGUAGUCUACCGUACUGUCACCACCACCCAAGAACCAAAGUUCAGUGGAUCUACAGCAGUACCUGAGCCACGUGGUUGGAAAGGCUCCAAGCAAAAGAAUCAGCUUGAUACUAAUAGAAGAUUUUGGACCCAAAUGGAAAACUAUGACAAAUAUACUUCAGGAUCUUACAAUGCACCAACUCAGAGGAAAAGAAAUCCACAUGCAAAAACGUUCUCUAAGUCUAAAACAACUAUUCAGAGCCAAGAAGACAUGGAAGUGAAUAGAAAAGGAGAACGAUAUAUAGACAGAAGAAAGAGAUGAAGCAAGUAAUUCAAUUUAUUACAAAUAAAAUCUAAAUUGAAAUAAGGAUAUUAUCAACUGGAAAAUCCAAAGAUGAUAAAAUUAUAAAUUCCAAAAAUAAGGUGCAGCAAGUACACGAUAACAUUUCAAAACUGAUAAAAUGGAAAUUAAAAAAGUGUGCUCUUGUGGUGAGUUGACCCUGGCUGGAUGCCAGGUGCCCACUGAAACCUCUGUAUCACUCCCCUCUCAGCUAGACAGGGAAGAGAAGAUAUA